This is a messenger RNA of Ectocarpus siliculosus, 1566 nucleotides long. NCBI's taxonomy places the organism in Eukaryota, Phaeophyceae, Ectocarpales, Ectocarpaceae. The record is from the annotation of a GenBank genome assembly.
GAUCCACCACAGGGCUAGCAAUGGAGUCGCUUGGAACACUCACCUAUCGAGAACUGCAGGCGUUUGCCAAGCGCCAUGGUGUGAAGGCGAACGGAAGUAGGGUGGAUCUGAUCCAAAGACUGUCCGACACACACGGAGGUGACGACGACACGCCGGUUGAAGAUAACACCCAACCCGGCAGCGAUGAAAGACCCGACACGGACAACAACACGCCAGUUGAAGACAUCACCCAACCCGGAAGCGAUGGAACAACUCUAGGCGUGCCUGACACGGACGCCGACAAUCUAGCCACCCUUGACAAGCCUCAUGGCACAUGUGUCCAGUCUCAACAUGACUCCGACCCCGACAAGUCCCAACAAGGCAAGAGCGACUCGCAGGUUCUUGUCACAGACACGCCUGCCGAGCCGGAACCAUGCGCUGGGGAAGAUGUGGCGGAGAGGCGCAAGAGUGAAAGAGUCUCCGCCACCAUGAAGGAAACACGAACCACGGGCGAAACACCCCAGAAGACUAAGGUCAAACUGCCAGUUGCAGGCAGGUUCGAGCGGGCGCACCAGAAUCUCUUUGCGAGCCAGGCAUCAAUAGAACGCUAUGGAAAGACUCCAAAGAAGUCAGCACCUGCCAAGGAAAACGCUCCUCUGUCCAAGACCAAGGCAUUUGCAUCCACGGCCAAAGUGUUUGCGCCGACACCUGUCCGCCCUGUCCCUUCCGGAUCUGCCGCCAAAUCAAGCGUCAAGCGGGGCCUGACAGUGGCCAGCAAGCCGUGCACACUGGUUGUUCAGCGAAGCACAAAAAAGCCGACGCAGGUGAAGGAAUUCCGCCUGAGCUCCAACCAGACUGGUAAACGGGAAACGUUCACCUUUAAACCCUACACUGGACCACUGCGUCCCAUCGUGCCAGCAAACAACUCCAGCUUUAACAUUGGACAUGCACCCAAGAAAGGGUCCAACCCUGUCCGUGCGAAGGGAAUUAAAGCAACCCUGGCGAGUGGUAAGGCGCAGAAGGCCCGGAAAGAAGCUCACGUCGAGUCUAGUAAGGCUCAACGGGACAGGAAAUUGGCGGAUGCACGGUUUGGUCGUGCCUAACUCGUUGCUGGCCAUGACUGAGUCGCCCUAAAACUACAUAAGAGAACGUACGCGUGCCCUUGGACGCAUGCACGCUUGUCCGUAGUCCAGGAAAAUUAGCCCGUGCGUGUUUUCUGUCCGAUCAUGAGAAGCGAGAAGGGAUCUUCUUCGCCGAAUGGUGGUUGUUGUAUCUAAAAUUUAGCCUUUGUUCGCUGGAAAGGGGCCAUCUCUGCGGCAAUGUCCUAUUGAGUCUUAACAAUAUUGUAUGCAUAGAGUAGAACGUGUUUUUCUUUCAUUUCUGCAUGUGCUCUCGUCGGGACAUGUCCUGAAAACACCGACGCAACUUUGCAGCGUAAGAUUAUUCGUUGUUCCAGUUUGAUUAAAACUGCCUUGGUUAGCUAGUAGCUGCAUGUCGAAGAUGGAUGAAAAGCUAUUGCGUCCUUUGGGCUUGCGACCUGUACGUAUGGGGUACACAGAAAUGAAAAGUCACCACGUAGAUUAUAAU